Molecule: messenger RNA, 2667 nt
Organism: Spodoptera exigua (beet armyworm)
Lineage: Eukaryota; Metazoa; Arthropoda; Insecta; Lepidoptera; Noctuidae
Source: the annotation of a GenBank genome assembly
GAGCGGCGGCGCCGGUCAUUCUUUCAACAACUGUGUACCAAAACAAUUUGUGUUUUAAAUAUUAUGUAGCAAAGUUAUUUUUAGAUUGACAGUGCUGUGUGGAUUUUGUUAAGUGAUAUGUGAGUUUAGUGUUUACUUUUUUUUUUGUUAUUGGAACGCUUUCUGCUUGUUCUACGGACGGCGAUUGCCAAUGGUAUAGAAUUCGCAAUGACUGAAGGUCAACUUCCGACGAUAGAAUUCGAUGAAUCGUACAAAUUCUACGUGAUACAAUUUCUGCAACAGCCCUUCCAGAACAUCGAUGACUUGGUCUGUGUGCCUAAGACUUGGAUAGAUGAUAGAAAAUCCAAGGGGGUGUAUGCUGCCUACCCUUCCGAAAGACUGUCAUCGACUAGGAGCCUUGUGAAAUCGGGACUGGCUUAUGAUAAGGAAUGGAAGUUUUAUCUGUGCGCACCUAAAUAUAAAACAUAUUGUCCGUGGGAUGCUGAAAAUAUUAUACGCGUAGAGAGCAGCAAAAAAAUCCAAGCGGAAUUAGAAGCUCUACAAGUACUCCCUUCAAAACCGAAUGCUGCUCAAGAAAACAAACCCAAGACCAAAUCGAAGAUGAACAUGCGAGAUGAAUUAACACAGUCUCUUAAACGCAAAGUAUCAGAAUGCAAUAGGAAUAUAAAAGCUGCUAGAAUUGAAUCAGCUACUGAUGUACCUGAACCUACAAGCAACCUUUCCAUCUCCGAAAAGAAAUCUGUCUUCUGUAAAGACUUGGCAGUUAAGAUAUCCAGAUUACCAGAAAUAUUUGUUACAAAAUCUAAACUAUCAGGUCUUACUGAUAGUGAACAAGAAAACACAAAUAAUACGUCUUGCGACAAGAAAAUGCAUUCACAUCAUACAGAACCAGGAACUUCAAGUGGAAAUUGUCAUAGAAGAACAUCAGACUCAGAAGUUGAUGUAACUACUAGUUCCAGUUCAAGUUCUUUAUUGCAAAUUCUUAAAGAAACACCUGGUCCUUCAUAUACUCGAAAAAAUAGCUCAACAUCUGGUACUUCUAGCCAAUCUGGUCAGCUUACAGCAAAUACAACCCAGAAUGCUUCGACUAUAAGUUCCUCUCAGAAAUUGGAUAGUAAAGUAUCUAAACAAAGCAUUUCAAAUCCAAGCAAAACUGAUGUCAAUCCGCCUUUACAAAUUAAUAUAAACAAUCCACCAGCUAAGGCUGAACGAAGACAGUCGGUGAAAAAAUCUACAGACGUAAACACAUCAAAUAAAAUUGAAAACUACCCCAAUGUUACACCUCAAGAUAAACGUCUUUUACAAGAUUUUAUUGCGUCUGGCGGCCUACAAGGUGUCGAUCAUGUAUACUUAGAAAGUUGCUUAAAAUAUUUACAGGAAAAUACGCAAGUUAUGCAAAAUGCGCCAGUUGCUCCGCCAAAUACACAAGGACUGCACCUAGCUCCACAAAUGUCACCACAAGCCUUACAAGCUGCACAGGUUGUUCCAUUAGCUAUGCAAGCAGUAGAAGCUACUCCACAGACUAAGCAAGAUGAGCAAGCUACUUUACAACCUAUGCAAGCCACGAAAUCUACUCCGUUACCUGCGCAAGCAUCGCAGAUUGCUCUUAAAGCUAUGCUUGCUGAACAAGUUGCUCCUAAACGAGCCAUAAAUACACCUCCCGGAAGCCUAUCUUACCCAAUAACAGCAAAUACGCCUGCUCUAUACCAAGACCCACAUGAACGACAAAUUACAAGUGAAAGAUCUUCAAAGAAGAACGAUCCAACUUAUUCACAAAGCAGGGCACCUCUUUAUUUAGAGUUGCGCAACGAAAAUUCUGCGACUGCAUUACCAUCAAAACAGCUUCAUACUUCAGCAUCCAAAAAAAUUACAAAGAAAAAGAAGAUUAAAAAACGAGAACGAAAAGGUGUCAACAAUGAAGGUGGAUGUAAUGAUAGUUCUGAUGAUAGUGAUAGCCAUAAUAAUGACGACAGUGAUACUUCUGAUGAUGAUUUUGUUAAAAACAUUAAGCGAAAUAUAAAGAGUAAUCCUCGCAAUUCUUGCAAGGGUAAUAAAUUAGAUGAUAAAGGAGGUACAAGUUCCAGUAAUGGUAAUAAGCAAUCCGAUGGUAAGACGCAUAAGGCCCAAGAUGUUAAGGAGACUGCUGAUAGUGAUGGCGAUAAAAAUUUUAAAUCGGAUUCUAACAAUCCUACUGACGAACCGAAGAGGCGAGGCAAGAAAUAUCCAUUUGUGUUGCCGCGAGAAUAUUCACCAACAAAUUCAAGAUGGACGUUAUUACAUCAAAAGAAGACUUAUAUUAAUAAGGAACUUCUGCCCAAAAGUCGUAUUUACGUACAUGCGAAUAAAUUGGCACAUGUUAAAAGAAUAUCUAAUAAUUAUAAGGAAUUUGCGAGGAUGUUGUUGACGUUGAUUUUUACUCGAAAAGCGUUGAGAGUAUGUUCAUGGACCGGGGCCAGAGCUAAUGCUUUUGCAGUAGACGAAAAUGACGUAAGACCAGGUUUGGAUGAGAAUGCAAGACAGGUGAUGUUAACUUAUGUGGAAAGAUUUGGACGGAAGAAGGGCUGGGGCAUCUAUGACGAACAAAGUGUUGUUAAUUCUGUUCGCGCGAAAAUUCAAGACUUUAGAAGAAUAUAUACUAGACAGCUAAUGAACAAACCAAAGCAAUAA